Trichoderma virens Gv29-8 is the source of this 936-nucleotide messenger RNA. RefSeq lists its product as uncharacterized. The transcript has 4 exons. NCBI's taxonomy places the organism in Eukaryota, Fungi, Ascomycota, Sordariomycetes, Hypocreales, Hypocreaceae. The record is from RefSeq and is a predicted model, not a curated record. Bases 1 to 936 code for a protein of 311 amino acids.
AUGUCGAAGGUUAUCGCAGUCGCCGGUGGAACUGGUAGCUUUGGCCGCACGCUCGUGGAGGAGUUGAAGAAGGCACCUCUGUACGAUGUCAUUGUCUUGGCUCCUAAAGCGACCAUAAAGGUUCCCGAAGUGAAUGAUGAGGAAGCGCCCGUCAUUGCAGUGGACUAUAGCAAUGUGGACGAAACUGCGCAAAAGCUGGCUAGCAACAACGUUGAAAUUGUCAUCUCUACUAUCAGCGUGAUCGACCAAGUUUCUUCGGUUUCCCAAGUUGACUUGGUGAAGGCAGCCAGCAAAUCUGGCACAGUUAAACGCUUCAUCACCAGUGAAUGGGGUACCCCUCACACUGAAGUGUCUCCCAUGUAUCAGAUCCGAGAAAACACCGUAAUUGAGCUUCGCAAGACCAACUUGGAAUGGACCCGCGUUGCUAAUGGCUACUUUAUGGACUACUACGGCUACCCACAUGUUAAAACUAAUCUGAAGCCAUUAUUCUUUGCAGUAGACCCGCCGAACAAGACUGCUGGUAUCCCUGGCACAGGAAAUGAGGUCCUUUCUUUUACGUACACCUAUGACGUGGCCAAAUUUGUUGUUGCAGCUCUGGGUUUGCCCAAAUGGGAGGAGACGACUUACUGUUACGGAGAGAAGACAACGUUCAACAGGCUUCUUGCGCUUGCUGAAGAAGCUCAAGGCACUAAGUUUACCGUUACAUACGAUCCUCCUGAGAAACUUGCCAAAGGAGAGAUUACAGAACUGCCUUCUCACCCUGGAAUGUAUCCUUACUUUCCGAAGCCGGCGCUCCAGGGUCUAUUUUCACUAUUCGGUUCCUGGGUACUUGACGGGCGCCUGAACGUGCCAGAAGAGAAGAGUCUGAACGUCAAGUUCCCCGAAAUUAAGACUACCAAGUUGGCCGAAAUCGUUGGAGCUUGGAAGGGUCAUUGA